ACAUAAAACAACGGUGGCCAUUUAAACGCAGCGGUCGCGUGCAAAUCUCGCAGCGGCGUUCGCUUUCCUCUUCUUCCCCGUUUCUUCGUCCGAUCGCGCACGCACCAGAGAGAGAAAGGGGGGAGGGAACGAAAGAGGAAGAGUAGGCGUAGAACGCAGGUCAUCGUUCAUGGCGUCGAGGCGGAUCAUCAAGGAGCUGAAGGAUCUGCAGAAGGAUCCCCCGACCUCUUGCAGCGCAGGCCCGGUGGGUGAAGAUAUGUUCCAUUGGCAAGCAACUAUAAUGGGUCCACCAGACAGUCCAUAUGCAGGGGGAGUUUUUCUUGUCACCAUCCACUUCCCUCCAGAUUAUCCAUUUAAGCCACCUAAGGUUGCUUUCAGGACAAAGGUUUUUCAUCCAAACAUUAAUAGCAAUGGAAGCAUUUGCUUGGACAUCUUAAAGGAGCAAUGGAGUCCCGCAUUAACUAUUUCCAAGGUGACUGCUGCAUCGAGUAGAUACCAUAUCCUCAUGAAAUUUUUUGACUUCUUUAUGCCAAAAAAUUAUAGAGCUUCUCCGGUGCUGCUGUCAAUCUGCUCCCUCUUAACUGAUCCAAACCCUGACGAUCCGUUGGUCCCAGAGAUCGCCCAUAUGUACAAGACAGAUAGGACGAAAUAUGAGACUACGGCAAGGAGCUGGACUCAGAGGUAUGCUAUGGGCUAAAAACUAUGGCUGGAGGAAGAGCGUCGGAGGCUUUUCACUUGUUCGUGGCUGUGUUACCUAUCCGUUUGUAAGACUUGAUAAUUUGUAUGAUCGAAGUAAGCUACAUCUGUCUCGUUUAGACAACUAAAAGACCAGCAAGGAAAGCCUCAACAAUCUCGUCCGAGAACAUUGUUGUCUUGAUUGUUCUUCGUAAUUUAUAUUCGAAUCUUAGCAACA
This is a messenger RNA of Musa acuminata AAA Group (dessert banana), 913 nucleotides long. Its product is annotated as ubiquitin-conjugating enzyme E2-17 kDa-like. Gene Ontology annotation, cellular component: nucleus. The record is from RefSeq and is a predicted model, not a curated record. Gene Ontology annotation, biological process: ubiquitin-dependent protein catabolic process; protein polyubiquitination. The transcript has 6 exons. The coding region runs from base 170 to 697 and encodes 175 amino acids. NCBI's taxonomy places the organism in Eukaryota, Viridiplantae, Streptophyta, Magnoliopsida, Zingiberales, Musaceae.